Molecule: messenger RNA, 1320 nt
Organism: Manihot esculenta (cassava)
Lineage: Eukaryota; Viridiplantae; Streptophyta; Magnoliopsida; Malpighiales; Euphorbiaceae
Exons: 9
Coding region: 124-1104 (326 amino acids)
Biological process (GO): chromosome segregation
Cellular component (GO): outer kinetochore
Source: RefSeq, a predicted model, not a curated record
GCAUUUUGAAACAACAGAUAGCGGCAAAAUUCAAAAGCUAGAGCUUGAUGCCUGAUCGUGCCAUAUCCCACAUAUGCACAGAUUGAAUUGAGAAAAAGAUUCACUCCUCACAGGUAGACGAAAAUGGAAGAUUCAAUCAGUAUAUUUAGCAAUGCCCUUGCAUCCUUCUGCAACCAUCUGCAAACCAGCUGCGACGCUCUCAAGCAGUCUGUAGACCGCCGCCCCAUCCCUCUCGAUUCGGCGUCGUCUACCUUCAUACAAUGUCUGAACCGUCGCGUUUCAGCGGUCACCAGCGAUCUGAGCCUGCUCGAAUCCAUGUCGUUUGGCACUGUGUCUUUCGAGGAGCUAUUAGGUCACUGCAAUGAAGUUUACAAGAAGAACCAGAGCGAUCUUAUUCAACUUGAAGAUCGUCUUAAGGACUUCGGCUAUGUUCCUGAGGAGGUCGUCGAAAUUGAUUAUCAAGAUAAGCAUUCGAGUAUACCAACUGCUCUUGAUCUGGAAGACAAGGAUGUAUUGGACCUUCCUUCUUAUUGCAGACCCGUGUCUGCAGUGAGUUCAAUUAUGAAGAAUUUGGAAGAGGACCCAUUAAUGGAUGAGUCCUUGAGUUUGAAGAGUCUUGGGCUUUCAGACGUUUGCCUUGCCACUCUAGCAUCCGAAGCAAACAAUAAGAUAGAUGAUCCUGAUGUAUUCAGGAGAGAAUCAAUGAAGCAUUAUGGUGAUAAAGGAUAUAACAUAAGGAAUCCAGACCAAAAUGCUGUAGAUAUCCUUGAAGUAACUGAAGGGAAAAUCGAAGGUGAUCUGCAGCCGGCUGGUACUCCUGGGGCCCUAAUACAUGUAUCAAAAGAUGAUUAUGGAAGUCUGCCUUCGUACAUGAAAAGUCUGACAUCAUGGGAGGAUCUGCUAGAGGCUGUUGAGAAAAUAAACUGUCGCCUGAGGAAGAAAGAGAAAACAAAGAGCGGCAUCUAUUUCCACCAAGAUGAAAUUGCAUCGCUGGGAUUGGGUCCUAAAGCAAGAACUUAUCUGCUGCUGCUAAUGCGCAUGAAUCAGUUGGUGGUUGAGACAAUUGAUGGUUUAAUUUCCUAUAAGGUUUUAUCAACGAGAUAAGACGUCUAUGAGGCUCAAUGCAACGUGAAACGGAUUAGCAAGAUUUUCUCUCAAAACAUAGACAAGUCUGUAAAACAUUUUUAAGGGUAGAGAUUUAAGGAUACGCCUGGGAAGCCUUUAUUUCCCUCUUUGAAAUGGUUUUUCAGCCUGGGUUGGAUCUGGAGUGACAGUUGAAAUUAAUUGGCUUCAUAUACAAAUGCAUUUUUAACCAACAAA